Periconia digitata is the source of this 1839-nucleotide messenger RNA. The record is from the annotation of a GenBank genome assembly. Lineage: Eukaryota; Fungi; Ascomycota; Dothideomycetes; Pleosporales; Periconiaceae.
GUCAUCUGCUGCAUCCCUCCAUUCACCUCUCAGCCCAUGGACGACCGUCUCUUGUCUUCUUUGGAGGCCACCACCAGCAGUAGCAGCAGCAGCAGCCCUUUGCACUUGCGCCCCCGUGGCCUUCCCACGGCCACGCAAGACCACAGCCCGCACGAUCUCGAUGCCUUUGCUUCGCCCCCGCCGCCCAACCGUGACCCUCCUCUUCCCCAACCAUUUCCCUCACCCUUGCCCGCCACGGAUCCGAGGGAUCUUCCAACCCCUCUGCUGGAGUCAGGCCCCGAUCUCAGUCUGAGCUUUGCUGGCACCAUCCUUCCGUCGAAUCAUGUCCCACUCCCUACCCCUCCGGCAGUCAAAACUUCUCCCAACCUGCGUCUCCCCUCGUUCGACCUGCUGGGCAUUGCCGCACCCCAUCCCGAUCGCAAGUCUUUCGACGCCAGUCUCUCGUUUGCCUCGCUCGGUGCCGGCCCGCUAUCCAAGCCAGAGGAUCCCCUACAUGCCCUCAGCCCGCCGCUCGCUCGCAUCCCCCACCUGGACGCGCCCCACGACUUUCCCUCUCCUCCAGUAGCCACCGCCAAACCUGCCAGGGGCGACCUCCAUCACCCCGUUCCGGUCGUUACCCCUCCCACGGAAUCCGGAACGUUGAAUUGGGGUUCAUUCGUGAAUGUCAGACCCGCCGGCUUGGGCUCACCUCCUAGCUCAGAGCCUGGCGUAUCUCCCGAUCUCACAAACACAGCUAGCGCCAGCUCCUUGGGUCCUUCUUCCAACGUCAUCGUUCCCAUCAUGCAGGAAGUCGAUGGUGCCCUGGGGAUGGCUUCCUGCAUCCAGCAAAUAAAGGAGCUUCUAGCUACCGAGUCGCAGGCCGAUAGACUCGACUUGGUCACCAUACUCUCCCAUGCUCUUCCUUGUCCCUCCAUGUCCGGCCAUCUCUUUGGUCAGAUUGUUGCCUUUAUGCACGAGAGGACAAACUCCAAAACUAACUGGACCAAUGUCUUCCAUGCUGUUCCCGGCCGCUUCACCGUUUCUGACCUGCCCAAGUCUCCGCCAUCAACCCCCGGGCCCGCCGUGGGGGGCGAUGAAUACUUCACCACAAAAAUCUUCGACAGUGCCGUGGCCGUCCCAGAUUAUCAAUUAGAAUCCAAGCUCUUGCACCCUUCCCCGAAGCCAGUGGUAGCUCCCGGCACCGUUCAUAUAUCUAUUGUCGAACGUUAUAUCCCACCAACCAACACAAAUGAGUAUGCCGAAAUGUUUCUGCUGCGGGGCAAUUCCCUGCUUCACGACCGACUGACCGAGCUCACCAAAGACAACGGAUUGCUUCUUUUCAUAUAUCCAACAAAGACGGGCGCUCGCACUUUUAUGCAAGAUUACCUCGGACCGGUACUGGACCCUCUGCUCCGAACCCUGACCGUGGUUCACGACCUGGCGUCGGACCUAGGCAGAAGCGUGGGUCAAAUGAGCUCGGUGGCUUAUCUCGACGAGUACCAUUCGUUAAAAGCACAACUGGAAAAUUUCUGUCUUCUGGUGGGCAACAACGCACUGGGCGAACAAAAGCCUGUAUACGAAGUGAUCCACGCGUCCAAGGAAGAAGUGUAUCCAGAGCGAGAGGCGUGGGCAAACGGCUGGUGGAUCAAGCAAGAAAAGCCAAGGAUCCGCGACACCAUAACGCGGUACUUCCGUCAAACCAAAAAAUUACCCGGGUCGGGCAUGACGGGGACCCAUCUAAUCGAGGAGGUGCUAGACGGCGUCGCCCACCGCAAAAUCGAUAGCGAAAUUCGGCCACGGGGGAUCGAAGUCGGCGUCUUCGUCAUCAAGAAGACCGCCGGAUCGAGCGUGGUAGAUUAA